AGACUUGACUGCACCUCUCGGAGUGUGUGAACUUACUGCUGCUGCUUUGACACAUCUGAACUUCAGAUUCCAGACACAAAGGAUGAUGAUGGCUUCCUUCACAUGCAGGAUACUGACUCUGUUCUUCAUCAUCUCUCUGACUCUACAAGAAGGUUGUGGACUCCCGUUAUCAGCCCAGGCAGAGCUGCCAGCUCAGGCUUCAAAUCCACACCGCGUCCGGACCAAACGCUGCUCCUGUAACAGCUGGGAUGAUAAAGAAUGCAUCUAUUUCUGUCACCUGGAUAUUAUCUGGGUUAACACGCCAAGUAAACUCCUUCCUUAUGGUCUGGGAAGUCCCUUGUCUCGUCGCCGCCGUUCAACCAAGCGUUGCGAAUGUGCCAACACAGCCGACAAAAUCUGCUCCAACUUCUGCCAUAAAAGCUCAGAGGAUCCCAAGGAUGAUGUCGUGAGCCCAUCGAUAGAAUCUACAAACACAAACGGCAACAAAUUGCUGACAUCUCUCAGAUCUGUGGUCAACUCCAAUAUGGCAAUUGCAAACACGAUUCUGUCAUCCAAGGAGAACCCGGCUGGAGUCAACAGACUAAAGAGUCGAACAAGGAGGUAGAGGGACUGAGUGAUGAUGAGAAGCAGUUCAACCUGUAUGGAGUUUGGAGACUCCUCCAGCUGCCUUCAUUGUCAGCACCUCGGUUCUUGAAAAAUGUCAAGACCGUGACCAAUCUAGGGUUGCACAAGUGGAAAGAUGAAAGGCAAAGCAGUCCGUGGAUCAAGCAUUUGAUUGACAUGAUGGCUUCGGAAGACCGACAACCCAACAAAACAGAAACCCUACAGCAGGAGAAAUGACGGGAUGAGUCAUUUCUUGAACUCUCCUUAAACUUUUCUGAAUUUAAUCAAACUGUUUUUGGGAAUAGCUGGCAACCACACCAACGAAGGUUGUAAUGACUAAUCAGCAAGCAGUUGAUUUGACACCUAAAUGGAUAUUUUCAGUUCCAUAGCUCAACAACAUUGAGGAUUACAGACUCAAGAGUCAUAUCAACUCUGUAUUUAGUUGGAAAACCAUUUGUCAAUGUCUAUGGAACUAUUCUGCCAUUGUCAAUCUUUGGUUUGGUUAAAUUUUCCUCUGUAUCAGAGCAGUCUUACCUAAUAUUUAGGGCAAACUAGCAAAAAGCUUUUUAAUUAUCAGGCAGUACUUACAAAUGGCAGCUAGUUCACUCCUGACACACAUUGCCUCAGUGAAAUGAAGGUCAUUUCUUUGGGAUUUAUCUCCCAAACAAUUUGCUGGAGACCAUUUAUACAAUGCCAUUGUCAGUUCUUCACAAACACACACCAGACACAUACCGCACACAC
Molecule: messenger RNA, 1344 nt
Organism: Scomber scombrus (Atlantic mackerel)
Lineage: Eukaryota; Metazoa; Chordata; Actinopteri; Scombriformes; Scombridae
Gene: edn2
Product: endothelin 2
Exons: 5
Coding region: 83-604 (173 amino acids)
Biological process (GO): vein smooth muscle contraction; regulation of vasoconstriction; regulation of systemic arterial blood pressure by endothelin
Cellular component (GO): extracellular region
Molecular function (GO): endothelin B receptor binding; hormone activity
Source: RefSeq, a predicted model, not a curated record